AAUCAAUGGAACUUCUUGCUUUAUGGACAACCCAAGUUAUAUAAUGAUUCGCUUAACAUUUGGGAUAGUUUCCCAAGUUUGGUGUAGCUUCAUUACAUUUCCGCUAUAUGUGAUAAUCACACAGAUGGGAUCCAGGUUCAAAAGAGCAGUGAUCUCUGAGGGGGUGAGAAAAUCUCUACAUGGUUGGAGGAAAAGAGUGAGGGCAAGGCAACAAAGCAACAGUAAUUCUAAUAGUGCGCGACUAAGCUCUUCAUCAUCAAUGCCCUUGAUUCGUGAUAUGGACAGAUACGGUUCCAGCAGCAAUAGAAGCAGCACUGAUAUUAGUACUAGCAGUGGCAGAAGAUCCUGGAGAAAUGAAGGGUCUAGGAGGUGGUCAUUGAUGGAUUAUGGAGAUGUAGGAGCGAUAUUUACCUCGCAACAACCAAGCUAUGAAGACAGAGGAGGGAUCAACUGUGAUAGUGAUACUGGUAGUGACAGUUCUUAUAAUGAGGAGGACUAUAAUGUGAGAGAUGGUGCUCGUUAUUCUCGCAUUCCAUGAUGUUCAUCACCUUGCUUGUAUGUAUGGACAUGGCUGAAUAUAUGCAUUUAUUAAGACAAUUUUUUUAGGUUUUUGAAGAGAUCACAAGGGUCAUGUUCAUUUGUAUUUCCUAUUUGGGUUAUGUUCUUGAUGCAACCUCUCCUUGUUGGGUGGAGUAUUUACUAUUCUUGAUUUAAACAAGUUUAUGGAGGAGUAAAUUCCAACUAAAAAAUGUAAUUGGGUGACUCAUUUAUCAAAGCCAAGCCCUUGGAGAUUUUAUAUUAUUAACGCUAACUAUUAUAAUUGUGUACA
This is a messenger RNA of Chenopodium quinoa (quinoa), 829 nucleotides long. Its product is annotated as MLO-like protein 4. Lineage: Eukaryota; Viridiplantae; Streptophyta; Magnoliopsida; Caryophyllales; Amaranthaceae. Gene Ontology annotation, cellular component: membrane. The record is from RefSeq and is a predicted model, not a curated record. The transcript has 3 exons. Bases 23 to 538 code for a protein of 171 amino acids. Gene Ontology annotation, biological process: defense response.